AGAGCUCAACCACACACACACUAAUAACAAACUAGCAAAAUUAAAAUAAAAAAUUCCAUUCCAUGAAAGAAAAGGAAACAAAGUAGUUACAACAAACAAUGAAUGCAUUGACGACCAGUAACCAUUAUUUUUGUUCUAGGAGCCUUUAUAUUAACCCAAAGUAUUAUUUGGUUCCUACUCGUAAAGGUAAAAUAAAACAAAUAUUCACUGCUUCUCUGUCUGAAAGACGUACAGAGGGCGAGGUGGAUGACAGUCCAGCAGCUACUCCUUCUGCUCGUACACAGCUGGAUUUCCUGGAACAACUCACCACAUCUUCUAGUGGUUACGCAAGCGAUGGAAACAAUGAGGAACUCACAAUCCGCGAGAAGCUAGCUCUGUUGGUUGGUGAUCGUGAUGAUGAUUUUACCCUCCGUUUGGGCAAAAAGUUGAAGGUACCAAAGCUUUUAACGGUGUCACAAAAGAGAAAUAUAAAAAGGCAAGCUUACCUAAAUGAAGUAUCACGACGAAAUGAUUCAACCUUCUUUGCCACUAUUGGAGCAUUUGUGCUUUUACCUCCUAUAUUCAUACUAGUGGUUGCGAUAGCAACCGGUUAUGUACAACUUUUUCCUUAAUACAUAGUUUGAUUGUGUAUAGGGUGUUUGAGUCAUAGUUGUUACACAUGUUUAUAUAAAGUAGUUUGGCAGAACUUUAAGCAA
Messenger RNA from Erigeron canadensis, 695 nucleotides. RefSeq lists its product as uncharacterized. Gene Ontology annotation, cellular component: chloroplast. NCBI's taxonomy places the organism in Eukaryota, Viridiplantae, Streptophyta, Magnoliopsida, Asterales, Asteraceae. The record is from RefSeq and is a predicted model, not a curated record. Bases 99 to 611 code for a protein of 170 amino acids. The transcript has 3 exons.